Molecule: messenger RNA, 3535 nt
Organism: Micropterus salmoides (largemouth bass)
Lineage: Eukaryota; Metazoa; Chordata; Actinopteri; Centrarchiformes; Centrarchidae
Product: multidrug and toxin extrusion protein 1-like
Exons: 17
Coding region: 1068-2912 (614 amino acids)
Biological process (GO): xenobiotic detoxification by transmembrane export across the plasma membrane
Cellular component (GO): membrane
Molecular function (GO): antiporter activity; xenobiotic transmembrane transporter activity
Source: RefSeq, a predicted model, not a curated record
GUUCUGGGUGAAGAGAGGAAGAAAAAUCGGCCUCACACACUACAAAAAGUACACAUUUAACAAACUGUUACAUUAAUACCCAGAGAAGUAUAAUACUAGCAGAUUAGUAACAGAAUUCAAAAAUAAGUAAGUUAAGUAUACAUUAACUGUUAGAAAAUGUGCUUAUGCGUUGCAAAAUUUCAAAAACAUUCCUUUUUUAAACUUUACUUGUUUUGCCAUUUAAUAAAAUCUUAAAACACCAAAUAAAUAGAAUAAAGUAACAGAACUGACCAGGUCACCAGAGGCAAUACAGAAGUGUAUACAUAAUAAGCAUGGGUUUACUGUACAGACAUGGACAAAAUUGUUGGUACCAUUCCGUUAAAGAAAAAAAAAACCACUAUGGUCUCUGAAAUAACUUGAAACUGACAAAAGUAAUAAUAAAUAAAAAUGUCAUGUUAUCUAGUCAUCCAGGAAAAAGUUAAAUGGAGUAAAAGAAAUGGGGACCACUUCAGCACAGUUGUAAUUCAAGAGAGAAUUGGUGUUGUAGAAAGACCCAGGGCAAGGAAAACUAUACAUACGCGGCAGGGUGGACCAAUUAUUCUUCCUCUUUCUACUAUUCAUGUUCAGGUAGAAUCAAAAUUUUGCCUAAUGUACAGUCUCAAAGUCAGCGUCUCCAUAUAAUACAUUUAUUUAAUAUUCACUAUCCACUCUACUGAAACUAUCAUAAUUUUUUAAAAAUCCAGAUUAAAUUUUUCUUAAUCUUUCUAUUUUAUAAAUUCAAUAUUAGAUCAUUAAAACUUGUUUUAGCUUUGGAGUGAUGAAAGACCUGAUAAUGUUCAUCCAGGAGAAUUAUCUUCAACAACCAGAACUAGAAGUAGUGAAUUGUAUUUUACAUGUUUAACCAGUGAAGAUCAAAACAUUCUUGCUUUCAAGUCCACUGUCUUAGUCUUUGUUGUGAUUGCUGGCCUUUUUCUUGUUUUUCACAUUCUGUCUUGUUUCAGCUGGCCUUGGCUUGCUUCCAGAGCAGCUGUGACCACAGCAAGAUUUCCAUCCUUUCCAACAUCCUGGAGAGAAACUAAGAUAAGUUCAUGAGAGACAAGACGAACACUUCAGUGGAAGGACCUGCAUUGGCAUCUCAUUCUGCACACAUGGAGGGGUCUAGUGACAAGCUUUUCUGCUGCAGGUGGGUGUGCCAUAGGGUUCCCCUGGCCCACAGAGAGGAACUGUACCACAUCCUGAGGAUGACAGGGCCUCUGCUGCUCUCUCGAAUCCUGAAUUACUUGCUUCCAUUUGUGGUUACAAUGUUCUGUGGGCGUCUGGGAAAUGAAGAGAUGGCUGGCUAUGGAUUAGCUUCUGCUACCAUUAAUGUUACCACUGCAGCAACAGGAUAUGGUCUCGGACUGGCAUGUGAUACUUUAGUAUCUCAGACAUUUGGUGGUAAGAACCUGCUGAGGGUGGGAGUGAUCCUUCAGCGGAGCAUCAUCAUCCUGUUGAUGUUCUGUCUGCCCUGCUGGGGCCUCCUCAUUAAUGCUCAGGCCAUCCUGUUAUGCCUGGGUCAAGACCCUGAGGUGACCAGAAUAGCCCAGCUGUAUAUUACAGGCUUCCUUCCUGCAGUACCGGCAAUGUUUCUACAUCAUCUUCAGGUGUCUUACCUACAGAACCAGGGUAUAAUACUUCCACAAAUGUACUCUGCUGCCAUGGCAAACAUAGCAAAUGUGGUGACAAAUUACAUCUUUAUUUACUGGCUGGAUCUGGGUGUUAGUGGAUCUGCAGCAGCCAAUACCCUGUCUCAGAUUUACAUCUGUGCUUUUCUGUUUGCUUACAUUUGGUGGAAGAAGCUCCAUGUAACAACAUGGGGAGGCUGGUCUGUAGAAUCACUUCAGGAAUGGGGCUCCUUCAUGAAACUGGCCAUUCCCAGCACAUUAAUGAAGUGCUUUGAGUGGUGGGUUUAUGAGUUUGGUGGUUUCUUUGCAGGAAUGCUGAGUGAAAAUGAGCUAGCAGCCCAACAUGCUGUGAUAAUGGUGGCUUUCAUAACCUACAUGUUUCCUCUUGGUAUUCAAGCUGCAGCAUGUGCCCGAGUGGGUAAUGCCCUUGGUGCAGGAGACACUGCCAGGGCGAUCCUCACCAGCAAGAUAUCCCUCACUCUUGCAGGUAGCAUUGCGAUUAUUGAAGGUCUUGUGCUUGGCUUAACUAAAACAGUGAUUGGCUUCAUCUUCACCUCUGAUGAGAACAUCAUAGGUCUGGUCUCACACUUGAUGAAUGCUUACUGUUUCCUUCAGUUCUUUGAUGGUCUUGUGUGUGUAUGCACCGGCAUCUUCUUGGGCACAGGCAAACAGAAGAUACCAGCUGUGGCCAAUCUCAUUGGAUACUAUGGCAUAGGACUUUCACUAAGCAUUACUUUCAUGUUUGUUGCAAAACUGAGAGUUUUAGGUUUUUGGCUGGGACUGCUCGUUUGUGUCAUUUUGCAGUCUUCCUUCUACAUAAUUGUCAUCUUCAACCUCAACUGGGAGAGAAUGACAGAGGAGGCUGUGAACCGAGCACAGAAAAACACUCACGUGACAUUAUUAAGCACAGAUGCCCUGUCAGAUGCUUCAUGUAAAAACACUGCUAACCAGACAGCAAUUAAUGUGAGUUCAGUGGAUGGCUGUAUGUCGGGGAGUACCGAGGACCAUGAUGGGAACAUGGAGACACAGGAUACACCUGUGGUCCAGCAGCUGAAGGAUAGUCGUCUCUCAACUACCCAGCUGAUCCUCAGGCGAGGUCUCACUAUGUUUGCAGCAGUUGCCCUUCUGGCUGUGGGAGCAAGUGUGCACUUCCUUUUGCCAGAGACCCUGCCUUCAGGGGCCAACUUUACUUUGGAGAGGAUCAAUACUACCUAUAUUCCCGAUCAAAUUCCCUCCACUGUGGUGGUCCCAAAUGCAGAGUCAGGAUAACCAUGAAAGCUGUGUCUCAUCAUCUUUGACAGGAAAUGGUGAAGUGUAAAUCUGCAGCAAAUUUAUCAAAAAUGACGCGAAUAGGUCCAAAUGAAGAUUCAGGUUGACCAUGACAGUCCAUGAUAACCACAAUGUUUCUGUUUAAUGUAUUAAACACAAAGAUUGUCAAAAUCUGUCUACUUUGGCAAACACUGGCGAUUCACUGGAAAAUCUUGUGAAUGAAUGUGUAAUUCAUACUGCUGUAACAUACUGCUGUCCAAACAUCUGCAUCAUGUUGUGCACUUGUGGCUAAGGAGUUACCUCACAUCAUAUCACAGACCUAGCUCAUGUUCAUGUAACCAAGUUAGAGAUCAAUCAACAGGUUCACAAUGAUUCCAGCAGCCAGGAUGAAUAGCAUGAUAGCCAGAGCCAGGCCCCUACGCAGAACCACAUUCUUGUAAGAGAACUCUUCUUUAAUUGUGUCUGUUUGACCCUGUGAGUUUUCUGGAUCAUCUGGUUGGGAACCUGGACAUACAAAUGCAACAUAUGACAGUGUUUUUGCUGAAAUAUAUUAAACAAAGAUUCUAGCUGACGUGUUUUUUUUAUUUGUUAUUCACAUUAAAGUAAUCUUUGAGUAUACUGUU